Molecule: messenger RNA, 831 nt
Organism: Hibiscus syriacus
Lineage: Eukaryota; Viridiplantae; Streptophyta; Magnoliopsida; Malvales; Malvaceae
Product: zinc finger protein JAGGED-like
Exons: 5
Coding region: 1-831 (276 amino acids)
Molecular function (GO): DNA-binding transcription factor activity
Source: RefSeq, a predicted model, not a curated record
AUGCAUGGGGGAGGGGAUGGUGCAUUGGACGUGGGAAUGCAUGGGGUGGGAAUGCAUGGGGAGGGGAUGGUCACGGUGGUCGCCAUGGAGUCUCGGCGACCAAGGAGACCCGAGAGAAACCCAUUAGAUCUCAACAACUUGCCCGACGAUUACACAAGGGAUGGUAAACUGGUCUUUAAAGAAGGCUCCUCCUCUGGCUCUCGGAAAAAGAAAAGCGGCGGUAAGGAUGGGAAAGAAGAGUGUGGGAAGGUCUAUGAAUGUAGGUUUUGUUCCCUAAAGUUCUGCAAAUCUCAAGCUCUUGGGGGGCACAUGAAUCGCCAUCGCCAAGAAAGAGAGACAGAGACACUGAACCGAGCACGCCAGCUGGUCUUCAAUAACGAUAACUUGACCACCCAAGGGCAUCUAGGGUAUGCUCCUUCAACAUUCCAUCACUCCGAAAAAAAAUGUUCCAAUCAUUGCAGCUUUAGAUCAGUUUAUCCACCAGGAAUGUUCCCCGGUUCUUCAUCCACGGUCAUCCCACCACCACCGCCACAACCAUAUUUACACUCCAUUAACGAUUACUAUGUAGGGCAUGUCCUCGGUUCAUCCCAAUAUCCUCAGCGAAACUUAAACUACAUUGGUCCACAAGACCCUAACUACACUUGCUUCGGUGCUCCUGUCGGAUUCGGGCCUAGUCCACGUUGCGGCGGCGGCUCCGACUUCGGCGGAAGAGACUUGUCAACGAGCAGCCGGGAGGAGGGGCUGAAUUGGGAUCAGAGCUAUGCAGGAGGAAGUACACAGCAUCGCCUGGAGAAUCCUUCAGCGAUUAAUCGAUUUCAGAACGGAUUCUAA